This is a messenger RNA of Gossypium arboreum, 1883 nucleotides long. RefSeq names its product homeobox protein SBH1-like. Gene Ontology annotation, molecular function: DNA binding; DNA-binding transcription factor activity, RNA polymerase II-specific. Bases 661 to 1725 code for a protein of 354 amino acids. The record is from RefSeq and is a predicted model, not a curated record. The transcript is spliced from 4 exons. Gene Ontology annotation, cellular component: nucleus. Gene Ontology annotation, biological process: regulation of DNA-templated transcription. NCBI's taxonomy places the organism in Eukaryota, Viridiplantae, Streptophyta, Magnoliopsida, Malvales, Malvaceae.
UACUUCCUGGCCAGUAAUGGCAGUGCAAGAAAAGAAGGGAGAGUUUUCAUCGGGAAGGUAAAGCUUUGGCUGUCAAGCCAGUGGCCAAUUGUCUUCUCGAACAUAUCACACCAUUUGAAACGAUUUCCCUGCUUUAACGGCCCUAUUUACUUCCUCUGUAUCCCCCCGCGUGCGCUUGCUCUCAAGUGCCAGUCCGACUCAAAACACUCCUGCCUUCUCUCUCUCUCUCUCUCUCUCUGCUCCUUUCUUCUGAUGAAAGACCAAAGAGAACUCGAAAGAAGGAAUUAAUGCUGCUAGUCACUACAAAGAUAAACACCCAUUUUUUCUAAUGGAAACCUGAGCAGGCUUUGCCAGACCCAACCCACAUUUCUUAACGGACUGCCUGGUGCUGCAGCUCCUACUACUACUCUCAUUUCUAUCACUGUCUAGGAUUUCCUGUAAAAAGCCUGGUUCUUGUAGCAUAAAUCUCGCGGGAGAGUCCUUGAGAUACAACCUUUAGGGCGAAAAAGAAGAUUGCGUAUGAGAGAGAAACCGGGAAAGCAAGAAAAAAAAGGGAAAAUAAGAGUGAGAGAAUGUUUAUGUUGUUAUAUACCAAAGCUUCCUAGUGAACAACAGCUAGCCAAAAAGAAAGAGAAAAAAAAGAUAAGACAGUGAGAGAUAAUGGAAGGCGUUUCCAAUAGCACUUCUUGCAUGAUGGCUUUUGGACACAACAGCAAUGGACUAUGCCCUAUGACGGUGAUGCCUCUCACUGCUUUUCAUCCUCAUGAUCAACAUCAAUAUCAUCAUCAUCAUAAUUCGGACUUCAACUCCUUAUUUCUUCCUUUAGCCCCAACCAACAAUCAAGACCAGAACCACAAUAGCAGCAGCGGCUCCUCUAUGAUUAUUGACGAUCAAAGCAACACCACCAACAACAAUACCGGAUGUUAUUUCAUGGAGAGCAACGAUGGCAGCUCUUCUUCUGUCAAGGCCAAGAUCAUGGCUCAUCCUCACUACCACCGUCUCGUAGCCGCCUAUGUCAAUUGCCAAAAGGUAGGAGCACCACCUGAAGUGGUUGCGAGAUUAGAACAAGUAUGUGCAUCUGCGGCCACUAUGGGUCCCAGUACCACCGGCUGCAUAGGUGAAGAUCCAGCACUUGACCAGUUCAUGGAAGCUUAUUCUGAGAUGCUCGCUAAAUACGAGCAGGAGCUAUCUAAAACAUUUAAGGACGCCAUGCUUUUCCUCCAAAGUGUCGAGUACCAGUUUAAAGCCCUCACUGUUUCCCCUUCAAAUUCCGCUUGUGGAGAUGCUGUUAACUUGAAUGGAUCAUCUGAGGAAGAGGCUGAUAUGAACAACCACCAUUUCAUCGAUCCCCUUGCGGAAGACCGAGAGCUUAAAGGCCAGCUGUUGCGUAAAUACAGCGGAUAUUUAGGCAGCCUGAAGCAAGAGUUUAUGAAGAAGAGGAAGAGAGGGAAGCUUCCUAAGGAAGCCAGACAGAAGUUGCUGGAUUGGUGGGCUAAACAUUACAAAUGGCCGUACCCAUCGGAAUCGCAGAAGCUAGCGUUGGCAGAGUCAACAGGUCUGGACCAGAAGCAAAUUAACAACUGGUUCAUUAAUCAAAGGAAAAGGCAUUGGAAGCCAUCUGAGGAUAUGCAGUUUGUGGUAAUGGAGGCUACCUAUCCACACUAUUUCAUGGACAAUAUUUUGGGGAAUCCCUUCCCUAUGGAUCUCUCCCACGCACUUCUUUAAAGACAAUGAGUAUGGAUGCAUCGCUGCUGCCAAGCUUGAAGGCAACUGCUUUUAUAUGCAACCUGUUAUAGUUAAUUGUGGAGUAUAUAAUUAUGAUUACCUACGGAUAUUAUUUAUUUAAUAUAUCAAAGAUUAACUCCUGUUACAAGUAUCCAAAA